AGAAGAUGGAAGUACCUAGCUACAAUACCUUCUCAUUCACUACUCUCACGAUCGGCAUUAAAAGACCUACCUUGGGAGGAAUUCGUGACGAGCACUGCUUGAGGCAAAAAGCAGAAUAAUCCUAUUGACAACCAUUUGCGAGUCAAAGUGUGAUCGGAAUCAUACAAAAUGCUGUCCACUGCGGACGACUGUUUAAAACGGUUCUUUGGUUGAAUACUUGCUUAGACGUCACAGCUCCAAUCAAUCUGGUCCAUAUGCUGUUGCUAGGGCAAUUUGGGAUUGCGAAGAGUCAGACCGGACCUCUCCACCACUACAAAAACCUCCGGUCUCCUUACUCCAGAUCGCAUCCCCAAGAAGAAAUCUCUACAACACCAAACCUACUUGUUACCAUCAAAAGUUACUGCCACAUUCAAAUAAGUACACCUUGGUCCAGCACCUCGAAGCUCGAUGCAACUCAAGACAAUCUUCCUUGCUUUCGGUACCUUCGCAACCGCCUUCUGCAAAGGCAACACUAUCAUGGAUGCAGAUUCUCUUCCCUGUGUCCCCAGUCAGAACCCAACAACAUGCAUGCUGAACUACGCAACCAACAGCGGAGCCGUACUUGAUCUUGCCGACCCUGCAGUCUCAGCCAGUGCAUUCAUCUACUCUUACACCUGCCUUCCCCUCGGCCACAAGACUGUCGCUGUUCCCGGAGAGACGUCAAUCCUCAGCUGGGGUCUCAGUUUCAGCAAGCCACUGGUACUGGGAUCCGAAAAGCGACCUGGAAUGGACUGGUGGACUCCAUGGUUUACUUACGAUGGAAGAAGAUAUGCGUAUGAAGAUUGCGCUUGUAAAGGUACGGCCUUGGCUGGUGGUCACAAGUGCUCAUGUCAGUUCCAGUGUAAGCUUUGGGUUACGAAUUAG
Messenger RNA from Cadophora gregata, 903 nucleotides. RefSeq lists its product as uncharacterized. The record is from RefSeq and is a predicted model, not a curated record. The coding region runs from base 448 to 903 and encodes 151 amino acids. NCBI's taxonomy places the organism in Eukaryota, Fungi, Ascomycota, Leotiomycetes, Helotiales, Ploettnerulaceae. The transcript has a single exon.